UAUAAGAAAAAUCAACAGGAAUUCCAAAAAAAUUUGAGUUACUGGAAGUUUGAGUUACCAGGGGUUUGAAUUAUUAUAAAUUUACUUUAUUUUGAAUUAUUUAAAACAAAAUAUAGGUUUGUUGAAUAUAUAAUUGACUAAUCACAAUUGGUGUAAAAUAAAUUGUGUUAUAUCUAGAUGUUCAUAGUAAAAAGCACAAAGUGUUAUGGGAAAGUGAAGGAUGCUAUGCAAAUGUUCCAUUUAUGGUUUUAGCAUGCAAGGUUUUGGAUUGCUCACAUGGAAUAGAUCGUAAUGAUGCAGCAAAGAAAGCAUACAAGAAUAAGACAAAAACAAAGAUAACUGAACACUCUUGUAUGAGGAGUUAUAUUAAUGUGCAGGACACAAAAAAAUUUGAAUGCCCAGCCCAAGUUAUUUUGAAGGAAAUUAUAUACUUCAAGGAUUACAUGCUUGCUGAACCCAACACAUGGAAAAAGAGAAAAAUUUCUUUAAAAAUAAAAAAUUUGCUCAAGAACAAGAGCGACAUUGGAUUCACUGAGAAGCGAAUUAAGCUAAUUAUUGAUGACAUUUCAGAACACAGAAACCAUGCUGUUAGAGAAGAUAUAAUGUUAGCUAAUUCCUUUUGAUGCUGAGUUUCAGUCAUGAUUUUGAUAGCUAAACAUCAAAACCUGAUGUUUAACUUUUGAAUCAUAAACUGAGAGUCAAUACAAUAUAAGAUUGCAAAUCAUGAAAAUGUCAACUGAGAAAAAGAAAGACCUAAUAAAAAAUCGGAAAUUAGAAGGGAUGACCCUUUGAUUGGUAAUGAAGUGUUGUGAAAUGGAGUUCAAACAAAUGGAAAAAUUAGAUUUGGCAA
This is a messenger RNA of Hydra vulgaris (swiftwater hydra), 850 nucleotides long. RefSeq lists its product as uncharacterized. Lineage: Eukaryota; Metazoa; Cnidaria; Hydrozoa; Anthoathecata; Hydridae. The record is from RefSeq and is a predicted model, not a curated record. Gene Ontology annotation, molecular function: DNA-binding transcription factor activity.